Messenger RNA from Penicillium argentinense, 645 nucleotides. RefSeq lists its product as uncharacterized. Bases 1 to 645 code for a protein of 214 amino acids. NCBI's taxonomy places the organism in Eukaryota, Fungi, Ascomycota, Eurotiomycetes, Eurotiales, Aspergillaceae. The record is from RefSeq and is a predicted model, not a curated record. The transcript has 5 exons.
AUGGCUGAUCACACAAGUUUCGCCACCUUUACAGGCCACCAACUACCUCGCGCGUUCUUUGAGGCAGAUGGUGUAGAGACUGCUAUGAACCCACACCUAGUGUUUGGUUACCACCAUGGCCCUAUUAUUGACCCUAACCCAAACUGGAAGCCCGUGGCCUGGCAUACAGCCCACCUGGCAACCCUCGUUGUUAAUCCUGACCGCAAACCUAUAUCACGUGAAGAGCGUGUCGAGGGUCAGAAUACUCUUGUCAACUAUGUUCGCAGUGGGCAGUGGCGUCAGGAUGUUUUCAUGAACGAACCAGGCCGCGGCCCAGCGACCGGCCCGAUUGGCCACUACGCUGAUAACCUGACUAAUAUUGCCCGACAUGACCGCUACUGGCGCCAGGGAUACGGUUCUAAUUACCAUCGCGAGCAGCAACCCGUCACACCUACUAGUGGCGGACGUAGCAGACGCCUGCAUGUGGCCGACGGCAUGAGUACUACCCCUGACGACUCUAGCGAGGAGGAGUAUAUCUCCGAUGAUAACGGUAAUGAAGAUGGAAAUAGAGAUGGCGACGGUAAUGGAGAUAGUGAUAGCGACAGAGAAGGUACCGGAGGUGGUGAUAGUGCUGAUGAUAGUGCUUUUGCACCUGCUUCUCCUUAG